Parnassius apollo (apollo) is the source of this 561-nucleotide messenger RNA. Lineage: Eukaryota; Metazoa; Arthropoda; Insecta; Lepidoptera; Papilionidae. The record is from the annotation of a GenBank genome assembly.
AUGAGGGAACUGGAGCAAAUGAGGAGUACAUUGGAUGAGGCGAUUUUGGAAACGCGCAGUACGCCUCUCGAAAAUCGACCGCGAACUUCCCCGCAUAGCCCUAAGCAAGCGGAAUUGGGCUAUCGUGAGGGCUCCGAACCCAAUGCUGGUGACCUAUUUGGAAGCCAUCUUUGCGAGACGGACUCAAUUCUCUUUGGCGCCGCACUGGCAGUCUGCCGUAUUAGAGGCGCCAAACUUUCCACGGCUGGAUGCAAUGCUAGACAAAGUAGUGCUAUCCCAGUCUGGAGAACAAGAAUUGAAGAACCUAUCGCAAAGGUUAGGACCCUCAUCGGCAGACUGAUAUACUUCAGGUCAGGCAAUACCAGGCCAAGGAUUGUGCGCACCGUUAGGAUGGCGUUUGCUGGCUGGGACAAACUAACAUUUGUCCCAGCUGGAUAUAAUGCAAAAACUUACGGAGUGCAUAGACGACCUGAAGCAGAGAAUCGCUGCUUGGGGAAAGCGGAUUCGGCGAUAUACCGAGAGGUCGACACGGUUCAACCAGAAUCGUCUCUUUCAGAGUGA